AUGUCUAAAGUGUUGGACUCGAAGACGAAAGUGUUUGCGGCUGAGGAGGAAGAGGAGGUGGAGCUGACGGACCCACAGGUCGUACUUCGCGAGGAAUGCAAUCAAAAGCAUUGCCAGGGAUUCGACCAAAAGAUGAAGGAAUGCAACGAUCGAGUGAACAGUCGCUCGAAGACAUCGGAGACCUGUAUGGAAGAGCUGAUCGAUUGGAUGCAUUGCGUCGAUCACUGCGUUUCUAAGACAUUGUUCGCGAAACUCAAAUGA
Molecule: messenger RNA, 261 nt
Organism: Oppiella nova
Lineage: Eukaryota; Metazoa; Arthropoda; Arachnida; Sarcoptiformes; Oppiidae
Source: the annotation of a GenBank genome assembly